Molecule: messenger RNA, 2220 nt
Organism: Malassezia sympodialis ATCC 42132
Lineage: Eukaryota; Fungi; Basidiomycota; Malasseziomycetes; Malasseziales; Malasseziaceae
Gene: VPS34
Exons: 2
Coding region: 1-2220 (739 amino acids)
Biological process (GO): phosphatidylinositol-mediated signaling; phosphatidylinositol-3-phosphate biosynthetic process; autophagosome assembly
Cellular component (GO): endosome; phosphatidylinositol 3-kinase complex, class III, type I; peroxisome
Molecular function (GO): 1-phosphatidylinositol-3-kinase activity
Source: RefSeq, a predicted model, not a curated record
AUGUUGCCGGACCGUCAUCGGAGACUCCGAUCGGAGGCACGACCCUGCCACUCUUCAACCGUUGCGGGUACGUAUCGAGCGCCCACUUACGCCAGCGCCCUGCACCGUGGCAAGCAGCGCCUGCGCCUAUGGCGAGGAAAGCACGCAGAUCCAUACAGACCAUCCUCGACACCUAAUAUUCCUAAUGAGACCUCGCAAGGCACACGCCUCGAGACCUUACGCAAGCGUCAGCAGCGUGGGCUGCUGCCCAGCAAUGAAUGGCUCGAUACCCUUGCACACCGUGCCGUGGACCGCAUCUAUACCGAAGAGAUUCAGCGCUCUGAAGAUCUCGUACUCACGAUCGAGAUGCCUGCUUGGGACGUGCCUAUCGUGUACGGCGAGCCAGAGCCUAUGCCAGAGCCGCUGCCGCAGGCCACGACACGACCAGCGCCCGACGCGAACGUCGAGCGCACAUGGAUCCAGCCCUCGCUCUUCACGAUCAAUGAUCUUGAUGCUUCCAGUGAGAAUUUGGUCGAGGCCAAGCACCGUCGACUCGUGCGCAGCCAGCGCCUAGAUGCCUUGGACCGCGAGCGGAAACCCACCGCGGCGGUGCGCGAUGAGCUCCAUACCCUCUUGCUGUAUCCGCCUACACGUGUACUAACAACUGCAGAAAUGGACCUGAUCUGGUCAUUUCGUUUCUACUUAACGCGCCACUCGUCAGCUUUGACCAAGUUUGUCAAGUCAGUCGUCUGGUCCGAUGCCCAGGAGGCGAAACAAGCAACGGAUUUGCUGCUGCCGAUGUGGGCUGAGCCACAGCUGUCCGAUGCACUAGAAUUAUUGGGUCCAACAUUCCAGCAUCUUAAGGUGAGGGCGUACGCGGUAAAGCAGUUGCGCCAAGCGAGGGAUGACCAGCUCCAACUGUACCUGCUGCAGUUAGUGCAGGCCCUCAAGUUCGAUGAAGAGGCCUUCCAGGCCGCGGAUGAUGAGCAACGUGCUCUGUACAGUUCGAGUACGCACCAGGAGACGCCGCGCCUCGUUGAUCUCUUGUGCAGUCGUAGUGCACACAAUGCCGCACUGGGUACCAUGUUUUUUUGGUAUGUCAUGGUGGAACGCAACGACAAACGACAUGGUGAGCUGUUUGGACGCGUGCAUGAUCAGUUUCUCGCCCUUCUCGCGCGAGAGAAUGCUCCCCUCGUUGAGAUGCUGGAGCGGCAACGGCUCUUUGUCGAUAUGCUAACGAGCAAAGCGGCGGAGCUGCGUGGAUCACGCGAUGUGCGACCCACUAAGAUUGACAAACUGCGAACAUGGCUGGCCGAUCGAAAAACGGGCCUGCGCGCCUUUUCGGCGCCCCUAGCGCUGCCGCUCGACCCCGACGUGCAUGUGACGGGCGUGGUGGCUGAGAACAGCACAGUGUUUAAAAGCAACCUGUUUCCCCUGCGCAUUGAAUGCCGCGGCGAGCGUGAUUCCUACACGGUGAUCGUCAAAAAUGGGGACGAUUUGCGUCAAGACCAACUGGUCCUGCAACUAUUUGCCCUCAUGGACCAACUGUUACGUGACGAGAAUUUGGACCUAAAAAUUACACCGUACCAUGUCCUAGCCACAAGUUCGAACGAUGGCCUUGUGCAGUACAUUCCAAGUAUGAGCGUGGCAGCCGCCGUGGCAGAGUAUGGUGACCUACUGGGUUACAUGCGAAGCCAGUAUCCCGACGCCGACAGUGUUGCCACGUUUUAUGUCCAGGCCGCCGUGCUUGAUACAUUUGUACGCAGCUGUGCUGGCUACUGCGUCAUUACAUACCUAUUGGGUGUGGGUGACAGACAUAUGGACAACCUGUUAAUUGCUGCCGAUGGGCACUUUUUCCAUGUCGACUUUGGCUACAUUCUCGGGCGGGACCCGAAGCCAUUUCCGCCGCCCGUGAAGGUUUGCAAGGAGAUGGUCGAUGCAAUGGGCGGGACAUCUUCCAUGUACUACAUGCGCUUUAAGAAGCUAUGCCAUACAGCCUUUGCGUGCCUUCGCAAAAAUGCAAAUCUGAUCCUGAACUUGAUCGCUCUGAUGGUCGAAGCAGAUAUUCCCGAUAUACGCGCGGAACCAGAUAAGGCCGUGCUCAAGAUUCAGGACAAGUUUAUGCUCAAUGUGAGCGAAGAAAUCGCUGUGCAACAGUUUGAAGCAUUACUCAAUGAGACGUCCUACAUAUCGACCAUGUUCGACCGUCUUCACAACAUGGCUCAGUACUUCCGUCAGUAG